Molecule: messenger RNA, 775 nt
Organism: Oncorhynchus masou masou (cherry salmon)
Lineage: Eukaryota; Metazoa; Chordata; Actinopteri; Salmoniformes; Salmonidae
Product: ras-related protein Rab-30-like
Exons: 2
Biological process (GO): vesicle-mediated transport
Cellular component (GO): trans-Golgi network; Golgi cisterna
Molecular function (GO): GTPase activity; GTP binding
Source: RefSeq, a predicted model, not a curated record
AUUUUCAUCCAGCUGCAGAUCUGGGACACAGCAGGCCAGGAGCGUUUCCGUUCCAUCACCCAGAGUUACUACCGGAGUGCCAACGCACUCAUCCUCACCUAUGACAUCACGUGUGAGGACUCCUUCCGGUGCCUUCCAGAAUGGCUGAGGGAGAUUGAGCAGUAUGCCAACACCACCGUGGUCACAAUUUUAGUCGGCAAUAAGAUCGACCUAGCGGAGAAGAGGGAAGUCAUGAGGCAGAGAGCGGAAGAGUUUGCGAACUCCCAGAGCAUGCUUUAUCUGGAGACCUCUGCCAAGGAGUCUGAUAGCGUGGAGAAGCUCUUUCUGGACCUGGCGUGCGAGCUGAUCCGCGAUGCCAAACAGAACACGCUGGACAACAAUGACACGGCUAACGCUAUGCCAGGAGAGGGAAAACCAUCAGCUACCUAGGUUGCUGCAGCACUAACUAGGUCAGAUUCUAGAGUGCUGGGUUGUGUUCAUUCCUGUUUAUAAGGGCACAACACCAACGGGGGGGGGGGUUCUUAUCGGACAGAUUUAGCUCAGUCCCUUCCCGCUUACCCUCUGUUUCGGGACGUUUUUCUUCCCAAGUUGAACGCCUAUUGAACACCACCCUGAACUGUAUUCUGGCCAUGCAGCUGUGCUGAGUGCACUACGACGUGGACCUGAACGCAGUGGAAUGGCGGUGACAGGAUGCCUCAUGUCUGUUUUGUCCCAGUCCAGACUUCACGGUGCCACUUGUCAGUCUCUCUUUUGAGAGUCCCUCCCAUGGCCUUUU